Messenger RNA from Cynoglossus semilaevis (tongue sole), 1990 nucleotides. RefSeq names its product adaptor related protein complex 1 subunit sigma 2 (gene ap1s2). The record is from RefSeq and is a predicted model, not a curated record. NCBI's taxonomy places the organism in Eukaryota, Metazoa, Chordata, Actinopteri, Pleuronectiformes, Cynoglossidae. Gene Ontology annotation, cellular component: AP-1 adaptor complex; membrane coat. Gene Ontology annotation, molecular function: clathrin-cargo adaptor activity. Gene Ontology annotation, biological process: intracellular protein transport; vesicle-mediated transport. The transcript has 5 exons. The coding region runs from base 189 to 662 and encodes 157 amino acids.
UUUCUGCACCGCUGCCCUCAUCAACAACCAGCCCAUACUCGAGACUUUAGCAUCGGGGUAGGGUAGACGCUAACACUGAGCUCCCCCAAAACACUCACACACCCUCUUCGGGUUGUAUGUUUUACUUUAUCAGUUAAUUAAACUGAAACUCGACUGACUGGUUCAGUGAGACGAAGGACUGUUUAAAGAUGCAGUUCAUGCUGUUGUUCAGCCGUCAGGGGAAGCUGCGGCUACAGAAAUGGUACGUGCCUCUGUCUGACAAGGAGAGGAAGAAGAUCUCACGAGACCUGGUCCAGACCAUACUGGCCAGGAAGCCCAAAAUGUGCAGCUUCUUGGAGUGGAGGGACCUCAAGAUAGUGUACAAACGAUAUGCCAGUCUGUAUUUCUGUUGUGCCGUUGAAGAUCAGGACAACGAGCUGAUCACGUUGGAGAUCAUCCACCGAUAUGUGGAGCUGUUGGACAAGUAUUUUGGAAGUGUGUGUGAGCUGGACAUCAUCUUCAACUUUGAGAAGGCCUACUUUAUUCUGGAUGAGUUCCUCCUCGGCGGAGAAGCUCAGGAGACGUCUAAGAAGAACGUGCUGAAGGCCAUCGAGCAAGCCGACCUGCUGCAGGAGGAGGCCGAGGCACCGAGGAGCGUCCUAGAGGAAAUCGGCCUGACAUAAGUCAUCUCCCGUCUCAGUGUUCUUCCCACGUGGAUCCGACAACCCGACCACUCUACACCUGUCUCCACCUCGUCAGUGUUGUGUGUGUGUGUGUGUGUGUGUGUGUGCGCGUGCGUAUGUGUACUGUAUUACUCUGUAGUAUAUUAUUAUCCUGUAACGUCCUCUAAGUGUGGUGCCAGCUGUGGUGUUAUUGUGUCUCCUUAUGUAGCAGUUCCCUGGCUGUAUCCUUGCAGUACUGUGAGCAGACGUCACUUCACUUCUUAAAAGAAAAAUCCACAGAGAACAAUGUAGCAACAACGUAUUAAAAAAAACAAACAAACUCCAGCAUCACCUGAUGAUCGCUUGUCAUCACUAACAGGAAAGUUACUUGUGCUGUUUGGCUUAAGAAAAUAUUUCAAGGUGCUGUUGUAGCUGCAGUCGAUUCAUUAAACUACUGUAGAACUGUUGAUUCAGUCACAGAGCUGAGUACCUGCUACUUAAUGGGGGGAACGGACCAUCACCAAAGUCGUUAAAUAUCUGGCUAGCUGCUAUAAUGUAGCCUAUUAGCUGCUGUUCAAUUAAAACUGGAUCAUCAUUAUCUGUUUUCAACCUAAGGGUUGCGACCCUACAUGGGGUCACCUGCUAUUCAAAGGGGGUCGCCUGAAAUAUCUGGUAAUUGAUUCAGUUUAGGUUCUAGUUUUGAUACUUAGCUACUUGAAAUUAUUGCUUAAAAACAUAUGUGGUGGCUGGAAAUUCUGAAAAUACAGAAAUAAAAAAAAAAGAACUAAAAUUAGCUCAAUGAUAAUCAAAGGCUAGCCCAGAUGAUGCUGGAUACGUUCAAAAACAUUUCAAAUAUGGACAACUGAGCUACUAAAGACUAAAUGAUUGGUCACAGCCCAGUGGAAGCUAAAACCUAGGAAGAAAAAAAAUGUUAAAAUGCCAAAAAUAAGGGAAAUAAAUUUAGAUUGUACCGAGAGUUUAAAUUUAGCUAAAAAAAGUUUUUGUAGGUUUUCAGUCUUCCACAUUGUCACAAAUAUACGUAAAAUACUAAUACAUAACACAAAUUUGAUUUCAAAGGUUCUAACUUUUUGAAUAUUUCAGGGUUGUGAUCUUUUUAUUAACAUUAGAUUGUUUUGUUUACAUUGUUUACUACUGUGCUCCACAGCUCAGCUCUGUGACUGACAUAUAACGGCGAUACCAUCACGACUGUCAACUGACGUUCUUGUUAAUAAGGGAAAUACUGAUACACUGUUACAUUCAGCCCAGCGUUUGACUUAAAUAUCAUUUUUGUACAAUGUUGGUGAUUCCUUUUCAACUUUUUUUUUUACCUUAAACAUCUGUUACUGUCA